CAGUCUCAUUCGCAAGGACACGUCCUUGCAUGGAGCCAUACAAGAGUCCUCGACCGCACUUCUGGAGUUCUUACAAGUUGUGCUCACGACGAGUCCGUCUUCCGCUCAGGAUGUGCGCCGCAUGAUGGAAUCCCUUGCUCACAUACUGCGACCGUCCUUCCUAAAUCUGAUGUUCCAGUAUCGGCGCCUCUUUCACGCACUAGCUGUUCAAGAGCUCCAAACAGUCUCGGUCGUUCCUAUUGUUAUAUCCUGGGUAGACGCCGUCAUUGCAAAGCUCGGCGACAUAGUUUCGUGCGUUGCAAGUGCUACGUAUGAUCGCUGCCUCGACAAUGAUCUUCCUCAAGCUCUGAGGAAACGAAGAGAGGAAGAUAAUCUGCGUGCUGCGGCUCAGCUCCCAGAUAGGUGGGAUUCUAUCCCUUCGAUACUGAUAUCCGAGAAAGCUUCACCUGCCGCCAAGCGCUUAGCCCUUCGCCUACUGGUCUCGCGAUAUGUAUUGCAACCUCAGUUGGUUCUUCAUCCAAGGGUUGCUGAUGCACCAUCGGAAGACAGUAUGCUCUCGCUGCUUCCCUAUCUCACAGGCUUUAUGGAACAUACCGUGGUACAACUCUCAGAGUCCUCCCCACUACACGCGCAACACCAAUCUGUAUUUCAGGAGCGCAUGAAUUGCGCGAUGCUGCUCUCACUAUUCGCCCUCGUGGAUCUUACAACAAGACCCAAAGAUACAGAAACGGACGUUCCGUUUCGACCACACACGCUAGCGACAGUGAUGAAACUGCUGCGUUUUGUAAUGCUUGUCGAUAACACGCUCUCAGCGCAAACUGUCGUGUCGCCUUGCUCUGAUCUCGACGCCCCGCGAGUCGUUCUCGUCUUAUGGAGGCACUUCGUGCCUUGGACUUGGCGAUUACUAACAGAAUGCAAUGGGUCUGACUCAGAGACCAUCACUUUUCUGACGACCACAUGGCUUCACUACGCCUUCGACUCGGAUCCUCAGACUACUAUAUCUACAUUGACGACCUUUACUGGUGACGAACACGGCAAAUAUAUGAUCUGUGCAUAUCUUACCUGUCGGUUCUUCGUUCAUUGGAGCGAUUCAGAUUUGUUAGGCAUUCGCAAGUCUAGCGAUUGUUGCAGAUACCUCACUCUUCUUUUCGUUUAUCUUUCGUGUAUUGAAAACGGACACGAUGCUAGCGACUGCGUUACUCAUACCAUGGCUAGGAUGCAGCCCAGAAGCUUGAGGGACGGUUGGAAGCAGGCGAUACAGGAAGACUCGUCGAAAUUUCAUGAUGAGCUAGAGAAAAACAUGUCAAACACGCGGAUGCAACUGCUCGAGGACAAGCCUGACAAGAAUCAUAUUCGCCGAGCGAAACAAUUUCUCGAUUUUUUGACCAUCAAAUGCUUUUCAAAUGUCCAGAUCUCGAACCAGAAGUUGAUAAUCGAGUUCCUCGAGGCCACGGUGGAAUAUUUGCGCCGCGAAUCUGUAGAGGAGCGACCGUCAAGCUUCUCUACGAGUUUUCUCUCGUGUUUGACGGCAUUCCAGCGGGCUCAACCCGGAAUCAAGGUCUGCGAUGCUCCUUUGCUGUCCGAUCCCGAAAGCAUCUGGCAAAUCGCCAUGGAUAAUGCAACUCCUGAUUUAGCCCUGGCCUCUUCAUUUGCGUUGCAUAUAAUAUCCUCUCGCAGACUUCCCGAGCCACUUACCCAAGUAGAAGCCUGGGAUUUCCUACGAGAUGUUCUCCUGCUGAUCGGUUCAAACGAUUAUUUGGGUGAUGAAAGCCCCCUUGCACUUGUUGUCAAUCCGACAAUAUGUGAUGCUCUCUCGCACCUACUAAGGUAUGCAGACGAACAUACCGCGGUGGUGAUGCAGUCUUCUCCGUGGACGUCGCAUCUCCAAUCAAUGCUCCAGCGGAUUCAAAGUUCUGAUGAUUGUCCUGUUCUGGAAGACUACUCGUUAUGGCUGAAGAAGAGAAUUUCGAAGCCUGCGACAUAUUUAAUGAACCAGGUAGGGCCUUGGACCUGACACGGAAGUGAAGCUGAGCUACGAAGGUAGAUUACGCGAACGUCGGACUUAGGGCAGUCGCGUCAAUUUCAGGCUACACCGGCGAUUGAU
Suillus paluster is the source of this 2104-nucleotide messenger RNA. RefSeq lists its product as uncharacterized. The transcript is spliced from 14 exons. Lineage: Eukaryota; Fungi; Basidiomycota; Agaricomycetes; Boletales; Suillaceae. The record is from RefSeq and is a predicted model, not a curated record. The coding region runs from base 122 to 2014 and encodes 630 amino acids.